Diaporthe citri is the source of this 1167-nucleotide messenger RNA. RefSeq lists its product as uncharacterized. Lineage: Eukaryota; Fungi; Ascomycota; Sordariomycetes; Diaporthales; Diaporthaceae. The record is from RefSeq and is a predicted model, not a curated record. The transcript has 4 exons. The coding region runs from base 1 to 1167 and encodes 388 amino acids.
AUGACGAGCAACAACACAUUCAUAGGCGUGGGUAUUCAAUAUAGGCUUGGGGCCUUCGGCUUCCUGUCCUCAGAUGAGGUGGUCCGACGCGGCACCCUCAACGCCGGGCUUCUGGAUCAACAGUUUGCCCUAGAAUGGAUCCAACAGCACAUCGAAAAGUUUGGAGGGGAUCCUUCACGAGUGACCAUUUCGGGUUUGUCAGCUGGGGCGGGUUCAGUCAUGCUUCACACCAUUGCAUAUGGAGGGACCCUCGGAACCUCCCUCUUCACGAGUUCCAUUGCUGCGUCUCCAUACCUGCCAACGCAAUACAACUAUAAUGAUUUCCUGCCUACCCGAGCGUACUAUACUUUUGCCGGGGCAGCGGGAUGUCCGGCAAGCUUUGCGUACGGAAACACGACCAAGACGAUCUUCGAAUGUCUUCAGUCCCAGGAUAGUCUCAUCCUUCAGCAGGCGUCUCAUAAUAUCUCUACCUCAGGCACGUUUGGAUCCUGGGGAUUUCUCCCCGUCACAGACGGACACUUCAUUCGCGAAAGUCCAAGUCAGGCCCUCCUCAAACGGAGGAUCAAUGGUCUUAGGCUCCUCACAAGCAACACUGCGGAGGAAGGGCCUGCUUACACACCACAGACCAUCACGUCGGAAGAAGACUUAAUCGCAUGGCUGCUCCAUACGUUCCCUCUUCUGGAUGUCGAAGACGCAAACAGGAUUCUAUACUACUACCCUUCCCUCCCGCCGUCAGAUAACACCACCCUCACGUAUCCGACCGCCGAAGAUUCCGGCGCCACCGCGGUAUCCACCAGCCAAAUCGCAUCCGGGCACCAGCAACGCGCCAACCUCAUCCUGGGCGAGACGACCUUCAUGUGCCCAUCCUACUGGCUCGCGACCGCCUUCAGCUCGCCCGGCACGGGACACCACAGCUACAAGUACCAAUACUCGAUCCCCACGGCACUACACGGCUACGACCUAGAAGCCUACUUCGGCCCCCCGCGCAGGAACCAAGGCGCGGGCUUCCUGCGCGCGUUGCAGCUAAGCUGGGGGAACUUCGUGCGCUUCGGCGACCCGUCCGUCCCCUCGGGCGCGGCAAACGGGGCGGACAGCAGUGCUGGCCCGGAGCCCCACCCCCCUAGAGCGCUGGCCCGAGUUUUGCCCUGCACAACCCCUGAUGAUUGA